This is a messenger RNA of Dichotomopilus funicola, 1731 nucleotides long. RefSeq lists its product as uncharacterized. The coding region runs from base 1 to 1731 and encodes 576 amino acids. Gene Ontology annotation, molecular function: DNA-binding transcription factor activity, RNA polymerase II-specific; zinc ion binding. The record is from RefSeq and is a predicted model, not a curated record. NCBI's taxonomy places the organism in Eukaryota, Fungi, Ascomycota, Sordariomycetes, Sordariales, Chaetomiaceae. The transcript has 3 exons. Gene Ontology annotation, biological process: regulation of DNA-templated transcription.
AUGGCUCAAUCCCCCGAAGUUGGUCUGCUCCGGCGACCGUCGUCCCUCGACUCGGCCCCUAUUCAGCCGCGUGUGCACCCAAAUCUCGACGCGCUCCUCGAGCAAAAGCCGCACCCAAACCACCACCACGAGAAUCUGCAUCCGCACUCGCACCCACACUCACGGCAAGAGCCUCUUAACCAGCAGCCGGCACGGCAGGAUUUGCACCAGCACGAGCAUCAGCCCCGAUACCAGCUCCCCCCGUAUUCGUACCAGCAUCAACACGAGCAACACCCACAGUACCACCACCCUCCAGGGGCUUUGCACCCAGCUGACGCGCUAUCCAAGAACGACAACAACACCAGCGGUGGACGAAGCCCCGGCGGCGGCGACGACGUAACGAACGCGCAUAGAGUCGUGUCGGCCAACGGGAGCACCAACGACAACGCGUCAUCAGGAGCACGUCCCCCCUACGACGGCCGAGGGAACAAUACACAACACGGCGACACCAACGGCGCGCCGGCUCCAACUUUAGCCUCAGCUCCAGCCCCAGCUCCGACUCCAGCUCCGGGACACCCCGAGAUGUCUAGCUCACAGCCAGGGCCGGGCCCCGGCCGACAGUCGGUGGCAUAUGCAAGCCCGCAGCCCUACCCGCCGCCCGGCAUACCCCCCGUUUCGCAGUACAUGUACUCGGCUCAGCACAUUCCCGCCGACCCAUACCGAUCGAGUCCGACCACGCUGCCCAGUAUGCGCACUCUCGACCACCGACAACCUCAGGCACCACCGCAGCACGGGGUUCCCCUAGGACCGCACAUGGGUGGCCCAACAAUGCCGCCACCCACCCCUGCGCACCACAUGGGCUACUACGGCAUACACGCUCCACACAUGUACGGCCUGCCGGACCCCAAUGCGAUGCGCUUUGCGCUCGCCCCAGGCAUGGCUCACGACCCGCGUAUCUCGUUGAGCGGCGGGAGGCACAAAAAGGAGAUCAAGCGACGAACAAAAACCGGGUGUUUGACCUGCCGUAAACGAAGGAUCAAGUGCGACGAAGCUCAUCCGACCUGUAACAACUGCAAGAAGUCAAAGCGCGAGUGCCUCGGGUACGAUCCCAUCUUCAAGCAACAGCAAGGCCCUGCAGCCAUCCAGCCCGCUCCGAGCACACCGUCCGCCUCGUCCGUCGCGGCACACCAGCCAACUGCGGCGUCCAACCCCGCCCUCUCGUCUUCUGCUCCACCGCAUCCCUCCUACCCUGUGUCGUCGUAUGUACCGCCUCCCGUUCCGUCGACCAUCGCGCCCGAAUCGCCCGUGGCCAGUGCGUCGCAGACCAUCAAAACCGAACCCAGCUACGACUACUCGACCGCCAUCGACCCGGCAUUGCAGGCACCCGACGCCGCCAAUGCUCCCGGCCCUCGGUUGCCCCGGUAUCAUCCAGCUGGCACGUCCGUAAGCGCAGGUCAGGGCCCGCCUCAGGGUCAUGGCAUUGGCGACGCAAGCAAUUUGCGAGGCGGCACUCUCCCCUCCUCCAUCCUGUUAGCCUCUCCCCAACCCUUGUCGCGGGAGCGCACGUUCGCUCAUACAAGUUCUCCAGCAACGAAAGUAAAGGUCGAUGAACUCGCCGUUCCAAGCGACACGCCGUCCUCCAUCUUGCGGGAUAGUUGGCAAGGUCAUCAAACCGCCCAAGGAAGCGCACGCCCUGGACUAGAUCCAACUGCAAACGACGACCGCCGGUUCCAUGACGAUCACUCGCGAUAA